Molecule: messenger RNA, 918 nt
Organism: Pipistrellus nathusii (Nathusius's pipistrelle)
Lineage: Eukaryota; Metazoa; Chordata; Mammalia; Chiroptera; Vespertilionidae
Source: the annotation of a GenBank genome assembly
AUGAUAAGCUUACUACAAAAAUUAUUUUCCUUGCUAAUAGUGACAGAAUUUGUUCUAGGAAAUGUUGCCAAUGGAUUCAUAGCACUGGUGAACUGCACUGACUGGGUCAAGAGAUGCAAGAUCUCCUGUGCUGAUGGAAUUCUCACUGCUCUGGCUAUCUCCAGGAUUGGUUUGCUCUGGGUAAUAAUAUUCUAUUGGAAUGGAUUUCUGUUAAAUCCAGCUUUGUAUAAUUUAAGACUAAAAACUAUUAUUGGUAUUACCUGGGCAGUAAGCAACCAUUUUAGCCUCUGGCUGGCCACCAGCCUCAGCAUAUUUUAUUUGCUCAAGAUAGCCAAUUUCUCCUCUCUCCUAUUCCUUCACCUAAAAUGGAGAGCUGAAAGAGUGGUUUUCAUGAUACUAUGGGGGAGUUUGUUCAUCUUGGUUUGUCAUCUUACAGUGCUAAGCAUAGAUAUUAAAAUGCAGAUGAAUGAUUAUGGAAGAAACAUCACUUGGAAGACCAACUUGAUGGAGAUUAUGUACUAUUUAAAUAUGACUGUACUCACACUUACAAACAUCAUACCCUUUAUUAUGUCCCUGACAGCUUUUCUGCUGUUAAUCUUUUCCCUGUGGAAACAUCUGAAGAAGAUGCAGCUCAGUGGCAAAGGAACUCAAGAUCCCAGCACCAAGGUCCACGUAAGAGCCAUGCAAACUGUGAUCUCCUUUCUCUUGCUAUUUGUCAUUUAUUUCCUUGCUCAAAUUUUGGCAAUUUGGAGUUUUAUAACUCCGAAGAAUACUUCCGUUCUCAUGCUUAUUGAGGUUCUUAGAAUGCUGCAUCCUUCAGUGCACUCAUUCAUUCUGAUUUGGGGGAACAAAAUGUUAAGACAGGCCUUUCUGUCAUUUUUGUGGCAACUGAGAUGCUGGCUGAAGGAAAAGAAGUAA